UCAGCUACGCGAAUAACAUCAACAAAAAAAAAAAUGUAUGACACAGUGUUUUGACGUUUUAUUAAUAUCCGUAAUUUUCUAGUAGAAUAAAAUCGAAAAAAAUAUUUUCAUUUCCUCUAUAAAUAAAUAAAUUUAAAAUGAAUCGAUUGUUCGGACGCGCAAAACCCAAAGAACCAGGUCCAAGUCUCAGUGACUGCAUUGCAGGAGUCGACAGCAGAGCAGAAGCGGCUGAAAAAAAAGCUAGAAAUUUAGAUAUCGAAUUAAAAAAAUGUAAAGAACAGAUGGACAAAAUGAGAGAGGGCCCAUCUAAGGCCGCUAUUAGAGCCAAAGCCGUGAGGAUGUUGAAACAGCGUAAAAUGUAUGAAAGCCAGGCCGAUAAUUUGAGGCAACAGUCUUUUAAUAUGGACCAGACUCAUUAUGCCACUCAAACUCUCAAAGAUACUCAGAUCACUGUGGCAGCCAUGAAAGAUGGAGUGAAACAAAUGCAGAAAGAAUUUAAAAACAUAAACAUUGAUCACAUUGAGGAUGUCCAAGAUGAUUUGGCAGACAUGUUAGAGCAAGCUGAUGAAGUCCAGGAAGCUCUAGGCCGUAGCUACGGCACGCCUGAGAUAGAUGAUGACGAACUUGCCGCAGAAUUGGAUGCUCUAGGUGAUGAUCUUGCCCUGGAUACUGAUACUUCUUACUUGGACGAUGCAAUUGCUGCUCCUAGUGCUCCAGACAAAGAACCUGGCACCGCUUCUAUUAAAAACAAGGAUGGAGUCCUGGUUGAUGAAUUCGGAUUACCGCAAAUACCUGCUAGCUAAGUCGAUUUAAAAAAUUAUUCGAAAUAUUAAUUAACUCGAGUCAUUAUUCUAAAAUAAUUGCAAGCUUAAAAUUUUAAAUUUAAAUCAAAGUUAUCUAAUAGAUUUUCAGCUUUUUUAACAUCAAUUAAAAAAAUAUGCAACUGAUUAAUGAAAUAAUUACUAAUUAAUGAUUAUUAAAUAAAAUUUAAAUGUAUCUGCAUCAAAUAAUUAUACGCAAUGUUAAUUAAUUUCAGUAAUCCAAAGUAAAUAUAUA
This is a messenger RNA of Microplitis mediator, 1056 nucleotides long. RefSeq names its product charged multivesicular body protein 5 (gene Vps60). The record is from RefSeq and is a predicted model, not a curated record. The coding region runs from base 138 to 803 and encodes 221 amino acids. Gene Ontology annotation, cellular component: multivesicular body. Lineage: Eukaryota; Metazoa; Arthropoda; Insecta; Hymenoptera; Braconidae. Gene Ontology annotation, biological process: late endosome to vacuole transport via multivesicular body sorting pathway; vesicle budding from membrane. The transcript is spliced from 4 exons.